Molecule: messenger RNA, 3813 nt
Organism: Cavia porcellus (domestic guinea pig)
Lineage: Eukaryota; Metazoa; Chordata; Mammalia; Rodentia; Caviidae
Gene: Smpd4
Product: sphingomyelin phosphodiesterase 4
Exons: 20
Coding region: 243-2714 (823 amino acids)
Biological process (GO): sphingomyelin catabolic process; glycerophospholipid catabolic process; ceramide biosynthetic process
Molecular function (GO): sphingomyelin phosphodiesterase D activity
Source: RefSeq, a predicted model, not a curated record
CCCCGGAAGAGGCCGUCUUUCUUCCUCUGCGAUCUCAGGGUUUCGGGCUGGGCACCGGCCACCCUACUGGGCUGGACCGAUGGGGUCGAGGGAGGAGAGGGGCUCCGUCUGAGUCCUUAUUACAAUCUUCAUACCACCCUUCCAGGCUCUGACAUUGUGACACCUUCUCGCGCAACCCAUACAUCUCGUCUCGGUAUGAGUGAUUUCUUAAGACCAUUUUCAACUCUACAAGAAAGGCUACAAUGGCAUUCCCUCACCUACAACAGCCUAGCUCCCUACUGGCUGACUCUAUAAAUAAGCCCUUUGCACAGAGGUGCCAAGACUUGGUAAAAGUCUUUGAGGAUUUUCCAGCAAAGGAGCUGCACAGCAUCUUCCCAUUGCUGGUCGAGAGCAUCUUCGGCAGUUUGGAUGGCGUCCUUGUUGGCUGGAAUCUCCGGUGCCUGCAGGGCCGUGUGAACCCUAUAGAGUACAGCAUUGUAAUGGAAUUUCUAGAUCCUGGUGGCCCAAUGAUGAAGUUGGUUUAUAAGCUUCAAGCUGAAGACUAUAAGUUUGACUUUCCUGUUUCCUACUUACCUGGCCCGGUGAAGGCAUCCAUCCAGGAGCACAUCCUCCCUGACAGCCCUCUGUAUCAUAACAAGGUCCAGUUUCCCCCGACUGGGGGCCUUGGCCUGAACUUGGCGCUUAAUCCGUUUGAGUAUUACAUAUUCUACUUUGCUUUGAGCCUCAUCACUCAGAAGCCACUGCCCGUGACCCUCCGUGUCCGUACUUCAGACUGUGCCUAUUUCACCCUGGUGGACAGGUACCUGUCUUGGUUCCUGCCCACUGAAGGCAGUGUUCCCCCUCCACUCUCCACCAGCCCUGGUGGGGCCAGCCCAUCACCAGCUCCCAGGACUCCAGCUAUGCCCUUUGCCUCCUAUGGCCUCCAUCACACCAGCCUCCUGAAGCGACAUAUCUCUCAUCAGACAUCUGUGAACGCAGACCCUGCCUCCCAGGAGAUCUGGAGGUCAGAAACUCUUCUCCAGGUUUUUGUUGAAAUGUGGCUUCACCAUUAUUCCUUGGAGUUGUACCAGAAAAUGCAGUCCCCUCAUGCCAAGCUGGAGGUUCUGCACUACCGACUCAGUGUCUCCAGCGCCCUCCACAGCCCUGCCCAACCCAGCCUCCAGGCCCUCCACGCCUACCAAGAGUCAUUCACACCCUCUGAGGAGCACGUGCUCGUGGUGCGUCUCUUGCUGAAGCACCUGCAUGCCUUUGCCAACAGCCUAAAGCCUGAGCAGGUCUCGCCUUCCACCCAUUCCCACGCCACCAGUCCCUUGGAGGAGUUUAAACGGGCUGCUGUUCCGCGAUUUGUCCAGCAGAAGCUCUACCUCUUCCUGCAGCACUGCUUUGGCCACUGGCCCCUGGAUGCAUCCUUCAGAGCUGUCCUGGAAAUGUGGCUGAGCUACCUGCAGCCAUGGAGGUACGCAUCUGAGAAGCAGGCCCAGAGCAAUGAGUCCCAGCCCCGGACUGUGUCAGAGAAAUGGGCACCCUUCGUCCAGGAGAACCUGCUAGUGUACACCAAACUCUUUGUGGGCUUCCUGAACCGCGCACUCCGCACAGACCUGGUCAGCCCCAAAAACGCGCUCAUGGUGUUCCGAGUGGCCAAAGUGUUUGCCCAGCCCAACCUGGCUGAAAUGAUCCAAAAAGGUGAGCAGCUAUUCCUGGAGCCAGAACUCGUCAUCCCCCAUCGCCAUCACCGACUCUUCACAGCUCCUACUGUCACUGGCAGCUUCUUGUCACCAUGGCCACCAGCCGUUACUGAUGCCUCAUUUAAGGUGAAGAGCCAUGUCUACAGCCUGGAGGGCCAGGACUGCAAGUAUAUCCCGAUGUUCGGGCCUGAGGUCCGGACUCUGGUGUUACGCCUUGCUCAGCUCAUCACGCAAGCCAAGCAGACUGCCAGGUCCAUCUCUGACCAGUAUGUGGAGAGCCCCCCUGGCCGGUCCUUCCUGUCAUGGCUGGGCUUCUCCCCUACAGAUCCAAAUAGCUGCUACCCAGCUAAUGACCUGGAUGAGAUGGGUCAGGACAGUAUCCGAAAGACAGACGAGUACCUAGAGAAGGCCCUUGAGUACCUGCGCCAGAUAUUCCGACUCAGUGAAGCCCAGCUCGCCCAGCUCACACUUGCUCUGGGGACCACACAGGAUGAAAAUGGGAAGAAGCAGCUCCCAGACUGCAUCGUGGGGGAGGACGGGCUCAUCCUUACGCCCCUGGGCCGCUACCAAAUCAUCAAUGGGCUGCGCAAAUUUGAAAUUGAGUACCAAGGGGACUCAGAGCUGCAGCCCAUUCGGAGCUACGAGAACGCCAGCCUGGUCCGAGCGCUCUUCCGGCUGUCAUCAGCCAUCAAUCGCAGAUUUGCAGGCCAGAUGGUUGCUCUCUGUUCCCGGGAUGACUUCCUUGGCAGCUUCUGUCGCUACCACCUCAUUGAGCCUACACUGGCCAACAGGCACCUGCUGAGCCCUGUGGGGCGGAGGCAGGCGGCCAGCCAGGCCCGGGGCCCCAGGCUCAGCCUGCGCUUCCUGGGCAGCUACCGGACACUCUUCUCAUUCUUGCUGGCCUUUGUCAUGGGCUCACUGUUGUGCAUCAGGCCCCUGCCCUGCACUCUGCUUCUUGUCCUGGGCUACCUCCUCUAUGCCAUGGCCAUGACACUGCUGACGGAACGGGGAAAGCUUCACCAGCCCUGAUGGGGGCCGUUGUCUCCAGAGCAGACUGCUGGGAUUUGUUGCACUAGGCCUGAAAGGUCCUGGCAGGCUGCUGACAGGCCAGAGCGUGGUCAUCUUUGGACUUCUAAGUUUUGUUUUCCUGUGACCAUGGAAUCAUCCAGAAGAAACUGAAAUGAGAAGGGAGACUGACGAGGAAGGAGCAGGGUCACAGGGUUCUUGAGCCGUGCUGUGGGACAACCAGAGCUGGCAGCAACCAUUUACUAUGCCAGCCCAAGGCCCUGCAAGCAACUGAGCUAGUCUUGGAGGCCUACAUAACCAUUUGAAGAUUUUGCCAUGUGAAACAGACUAUUGUGUCCACAGUGACUCCAGGCCUGGGCUGUCCACUGUGGUUGUCCUUGAAGUGGGCAGAGUGUGACAUCUCUCCCCAAGAGAGUCCCCAAUAGCAGCUUAGCCUCCCCUCAAGCAAGAAUCAGUUUCUAAAAGAAAUUCCUGAGAAAAGUAAAUAAUUGCUCCUCUGAUUCACUUUAAAGCGAAGGUUUGCUAUCACAUUUGAAAAAGGAAUGAUGGUUCUCUUUUAUGUUCUCCCAGUGAGUCCAAAACUGGGCUGAAAGUGCCACUUUUGAAUUCCAUGGAGACCCUCUCAGAGCAGAGCAUCGCACUUCACCUCUGGCCCCCAACCCUCUGAAGUCCUGCACCAUGAGCAAGCACUGGUGGAGGCAGAGGGCUAUAGCAGUCCUGCUGGCUUCUGUGCACAACCAAAGAUGGGCAAAAACUCCUCCCUAAACCAGGGACUCAGAGACAGUAAUGCUUUUGAUAACACAUACCUGGUAUAUGACAGCUACACAUUCAUCGUCAAAAAUAAAUCAGUCUCAACUUUGUUCAUCCUGCAGACAAUAUACCACAACAGUGUCUUGCUGGUGAUUUUAAACCCAAGCCUCUGUUUUUUGGUGUAUGUGGGAUUUUUUUUUUAAAAAACCCCCCAGAAUAACAUGUUUUCAAAUUGUAAUGUUGGGCCUUGUAUUUUGAUGUAAUCUCAGGAUACAUUUUGGAGUCCAUGACCAAAAAUCCAAUUGAAAAGUAACUUAACCAUGGAUCUGAAUAAACCAAUUCUUGAUUCCAA